ACGCAUCACCCUUAUAAUUGCUUUCUGUCGGGAAGAGCCUCUCUAAUAAUUGGAUAAACCUCUGAAUACCAGAUACAGUAAUAUGUGGUCCAGGUAUGAACUCUUAGCAGAAAGAACAUCCCAAGCUUGCUGCUUGCCGGUGCUUUGUUCAACUCACUUCCCUUCUUACUUCAUUCAUUCGUGAUGCAAGGCAGUUCAGUUCCGCCCGGUUUCGUGCCGUCAACAUCCUUCUUGCUCAAAAAGGUAGAAACAGUUCAAGGUUCUCCUCUCCCUGUGGAAGAAUCCGAGAAGUGUUCAACCCCGUCCGAUUCCAUCCCGAGCGUCUUCAAUGCGGACUUUCAUAAACAAUUUGCUUCGAAGAAUAGACCCUGGAUAGUAGAUGGCCUCUCCGAGAAAGAGCUGAAAUAUGAUUCCGACGACGGGUUUGAGUGCUUGUAUUCGAGACCUUUUCUUCCUAGCGGAGUGGUUCGAGGAUGUCCAAGCUGUGCCGAUUGCCUAAAGGUUGUUGCGAGGUGGCAUCCAGAAGAUUCACACUUGCCUUUGCUUGAAGAAGCUCCUGUGUUCCAUCCUACUGAAGAGGAGUUCAAAGACACACUUAAUUAUGUAGCGAGCAUCCGUUCACGUGUAAAGGAACAUGGAAUAUGCCGUAUCGUUCCUCCUAAGUCCUGGCAACCCCCACCCAUAGUUGAAGAAAAGAAAACAUGGGAAACUUCUAAGUUUGUCACCCACAUCCAGCACAUCGAUGAACUUGGUGAUCUGUUUAUGAAGAAAAGGCUUCAUAGAGCUCAUUUGAGGAUGAGACGUAAAAGGAAACGAAGUUCGAUUAAAAAUUUGAUUUUGGGAUCAUUCAAUGGAGCGAAUGUAGUGGAUUGCCAAUCUGACAUCUUUAGGUUUGAAUCUGGGCCAGAAUUCACUCUACAAAGCUUUAAGAAUUAUGCAGAUGACUUUAAGAGCCAGUACUUCAGCAAGAGCAACAUUAACACUGAUCGAAAUGUGAGUUCAACUGCAUCAAGUAAGUCAUGGAAACCUUCUAUUCAGGACAUAGAAGGUGAAUAUUGGCGAAUAAUUGAGAGCCCCAUUCAAAAACUUGAGGUGUUCCGUGCAGCUAAUCUUGAUGCUAGAGUCUUUAAAAGCGAAUUUACGGCCAAACGGAAUGGAUCGAAGAUGCCCAAGAGUUCUGUCUGUAUACAGUCAGGCUGGAACUUGAAAAAUACACCUGUGCUUCAAGGUUCCCUUCUUCGUUAUGAAACCUGUAGCACUUCCUCCAUUUUGGAUCCUCAGCUUGUCAUAGGAAUGUGCCUUUCAUCAAGUUUCUGGAAAAUUGAAGAGCACCACCUAUACUCUUUAUGUUACAUGCAUUUGGGUGCUCCACGAGUAUGGUAUGUCAUUCCUCAUCAGUAUCGCCCCAAGUUUGAGGAAAUUGUGAAGAAUCACUUUCCAGAAUCAUCAAAACAUCCUUGGUUGCUUCUCAAUGUUGCCACUCAAAUCCCCCCCUCAACUUUGAUUUCAGAGGGUAUACCUGUUUAUCGUUGUGUACAAUAUCCAAAGGAGUUUGUUCUUAUUUUCCCUGGAUCAUACCACUCUCAAGUUGAUUGUGGCUUUAACUGUUCUGAGGCUGUAAACUUUGCUCCAUAUGACUGGUUGCCUCAUGGACAAUUAGCUGUAGAACGAUAUAGCGAUUUCCGUAGAAAGACAUCAAUCUCUUAUGAUAAGCUGUUGCUUAAAGCUGCUGGGGAAGCUAUUAAGGCCCUGUGUGAACGCUUGUUUGUAAAUGAUCCUUCUGAUCAUCUGCAAUGGACUUGCUUCUGCGGGAAGGAUGGGAUUUUGGCAAAAGCACUCAAGGCCCGAGUUAAGAGUGAAGAAGUGAGACAAAAGUAUCUGUGCAUUACUCUUCAAAAACAAGUAAUGGAGGAUGAUGUUGACACUAGCACCAAAAGAGAAUGUGUAAUAUGUUUCUAUGAUCUACAUCUUUCUGCAGUUGGGUGUUCGUGCUCACCUGACAGAUACACUUGCCUUCGUCAUGUCAAGCUGCUCUGUUCUUGUGAAUGGAGUUCAAGAUGUCUUUUUUAUCGGUAUGAUAUGAGUGAGUUGACUAUCAUGGUUGAAGCUCUGGAAGGGAAGCGAAGUGCAUUGUAUACGUGGGCAAAAGAAAAACUAAGAUUAAUUCUGCAGCCCCAUUUAUCUGAGGACCAGAGAAGUCCUGACUCUACAGAUUAAAAGAUAAUGGUUUUUCUCUUUUUGAGUUCUAUAUCCAAGAGCUUUUGCAUACAAGUGACACAAAUACAAACAUGAGUGAACUUAAGGGGAGAUGAGAACAAAUCCAGAGCUUCAAGACUUCAAGAGCUUUCCCCGAGUGAUGCUGACCAUUAAUAUUGCAAGAUUUAUGUGUGCAUAAAUUUCUUGCAGGUCAGUGUUUGCCCAGUAGAUGGUUCACUUUCAGAGCCCAUUUGGUAGCGUUUCGAAUGAAAUUGAUACGUCUACCUUCAAGUGUACAUGACAUUUCCUUUAAUUUAUUUAAAUAUGUAUGUUUAAAUAGUCCAGGGAAAUUCUAUAUGGUUCCCCUGUGGUGUUAAGGUUUCUAUUUACUAGACUAAAGCUUUUCUAAAUUUACUUGGUCGUAGGGUACCCUUGUAUUUAAAGUGAAUUACACACAGUGCGCCCAAAUUUAGUAAAUUAUACCCUAAAUUUGUACUAACUUUAAGUUUCACAUUAGAAAUUUGUUUUCUUUCGUAA
Cuscuta epithymum is the source of this 2733-nucleotide messenger RNA. Lineage: Eukaryota; Viridiplantae; Streptophyta; Magnoliopsida; Solanales; Convolvulaceae. The record is from the annotation of a GenBank genome assembly.